Molecule: messenger RNA, 3084 nt
Organism: Pocillopora verrucosa
Lineage: Eukaryota; Metazoa; Cnidaria; Anthozoa; Scleractinia; Pocilloporidae
Product: myeloid differentiation primary response protein MyD88
Biological process (GO): MyD88-dependent toll-like receptor signaling pathway; positive regulation of canonical NF-kappaB signal transduction
Molecular function (GO): TIR domain binding
Source: RefSeq, a predicted model, not a curated record
UCAGAAGAAGGAACUCUUAAUGGCAAGGAAAAAUCCAAAGCAAACAAUUCUGGUGAAAGUGGGAUUGUGGAUUCGUGUGAGCAAAAGGAUGUGGGCACAAGUGACUCUGAUGAAGUAUCCCCCACAACUGUAGAUCUUUCUUCAACUGAUGAUGAGAAAUUGCUUAAAGAUAUGCCUUCAGAGGUUUAUGAAAAGCUGGCAAUUCUACUGCGACCCACGCAUAUGCUUGGAAAAGACUACCGCUUAUUGGCUGAUAAAAUGGGAUACAAAUACGAGUACAUUAAGUAUCUUGAAAGUUUACCUCAACCAGUGAAAGAACUGUUUAUAAAAUUUGCAAGAGAAGAGAGAAGAACAAUUAAAGAGCUGUUGUCACUUCUAAAACAAAUAGACAGACCAGAUGUGGUGGAGGACCUUCAGCCAUAUAUAGAGAGAACACCUCCUCGAAGGGUGAUUGAAGAGCGAUUUCAAAAAUCAAAGAUUGAUGAACAGAAAACAAUUCGUGAUUCUUAUGACGCAUUCAUAUGCUACGAUGAGGGAGAUCGUGCUUUUGUGGAUAAACUUGUCAAGAGGAUGGAAAGUGAACCAUAUAACCGUCAUGUAUGUGAUACAAGACGAGAUCUCCUGCCUGGUGGUUCACGUUUUGAGGGAAUUGCCACGGCCAUCGAGAAAAAUUGUAGAAACGUGGUUCUUGUUUGGUCUAGGAACUACCAUGAUAGUGAAAAGGCCCGCUUUGAAUCAGAUGUAGCCAUGAGUAUGUCAACAGGAACCAAAAAAAAACUUGAUAUCAUACCAGUUCUUAUUGAUGAUGGUUACAGAGACAAUAUUCCUCGUUCCAUGUCUCAUUUUUAUUACCUCGAUUACAAACGACUAGAAAAGGAAUUAUUCUGGAAUAAGCUGGCGAUAUCACUGGGCUGGAAACCACCUAAUCACUAUUGAGAGCGUCGAGUAACAAACUCAGCGAUGGACGUUCGCCCCAACUGCGCACCUACCCCUCCCCUAACCCAACAACUGUCAACUGAGUACAACUUAGGGUUAAUGUUGGAUUAGGGGAGGGGUAGGUGAGCAUUUGCUAAGAAACUGACAUUGAUCCAGAUAUCCUGUCGCACAAAACAAUAGGAAACCGCACCAAACAGUUAAUCUGUUUUGAAGACCACCUUCUUGUUUCCUUAGUUAGAGGUAGAUAAUUUUCUUAAUUGACAAACGUUUAUUGCGAUGAGUGCCAUGAGGAUAGAGCUUUUUUUGAUGGGAUAUCGUAAAACCGAAAACUUAGUAGCAAGAGCCAAUGAAACUCAAGGUAAUUGGACUAACGUCCACAUUAAAAUAUGAGUGACUUCUCAACCAAUCACAAUUGAAGUUAGAACAAUUUUUAUAAUGACGCGAGAGUAAUGCAGAAUUGGCUCGGUUUUGCUUCACGCGACAUGUGAUAGGUUCAGAAAACUCACGCCAUAUUUUAAACAAUCAGAUUCAGAGGAAAAAAAUCGUGACUUGGUCACCCGCGUUUUCCCACGCAUUGAACAGUUUGCUUUUUUUUUUUCUCUGCGUUUUCUGACUCUGUGUGAUUUUUUUCCUUUGUUUUGGUUGGCUGUUAUGAUUGUUUUGCUUUUGGUUUUACAAUCCGCAAUCGAAACGCGUACAAGGUCAAACGCGCUCAAGGUCAAACGCGCUCAAGAUCAAACGUGCUCAAGGUCAAACGCGCUCAAGGUCAAACGCGCCCAAGGUCAAACGUCCUCAAGGUCAAACGCGGCUACUGCUUGUUUCAUCUGACCAUUUGUCGGCAAGAAAAGUAUAUUAUUGCCACAUAUGAAAUCACCUCUAGUGUCUUUUUAAUUAGAAAUUUGGUAGCUAUUGUAAAUAAGUCGGUAGAGGUGUUUUGGUUUGUUGUAUAUACUAUAUAUAGAUCGUCAUGUAUUAUAUAUACUCAAUCUUUGUGACGUACAUUAAUAUUUUUAUUUCAGCAUUUUUUCGUUUUAUAAAUCUCGUGUGUUAUCACAUGUGUAUGAUAUGUAUGAAUUAUUUUAACCCUUUCGCUCCCAAGAUCUUAUUAGUAAUUCUCCUUACUGACUGUCAAACAGUUUUGGUGAUACUAGUUUGGAUAAUUUGGUUUUGGAUCAACUUAAUGAUCCCCUAGUUGGUAGCUUUUCUUUGUUUUCAUCACUUGUUUACUUGUUAUUGUAUUGAAAUUGUAGGGAGAAAUUCUGUCUUGGUCACUCACGUGAGUUAAAGGGUAAUCGUUUUAAGUUUGGUCGGCAUAUAAGAGUUUGUAGUAUACAGAAAGAAAGUAGAAACUUUCAUUAGGAGGAAUUAUUUUUUUUGGCUGGAUGAGGAGGUAGUUGUCGGGUUGUUAAUAGCCAUAGGCUGCAUUCCUCGUGCUAAUCAGAAAACUAUUCUCCCCUCCCCCCAGUAAAAGCGUCCUUCUGGGAGGAGGGGAUCGUUGUAUGAUAUCUGAAGGAACGCCUGUGAAGUAAACCACCGGUACCUUGGAUCGAACACAUCAAGUUGAGGGUUCGUGGUAAACUUCCUGAGGAAAAAGGGAAAAUUAAAGCACAAACAAUUUUCUCUCGUAGUUUCACUGAGUAAGAUUAGCUUUCUUUUUCUGUUUUGACACAUCACAUUGAAAAACGAGGGAAACAAAACAAAACAUCGAUUGAAAAUACAUUUAUUAUAGGUUCACGCCUCGCGGUCAUGUCUUCGAUCCAAGGCCAGGUCACUUUAUUUGGGCUCUUCUGUUCAAUUGUUUUAAGUUAGGUUAAAACUACAAAUUGUAAAGCUGGAACCUUUUUGGCUUAGUUAUUAGAUGUUCCGAACAUAGGAAUCACGCAAAGAAAUAUACGGGACGUGUUUAAGUUACCAGAAUGUAAUGCGUGGUAAUCGUCCAUUUUUUACGACACGGGUUUAUACCAGUGCUACAAUAGAGACAACAGAAAUAUAUAUCCGAAAAAGUUUCUUUUUUUUUCUUUUUUUUUCCAGAAUCUGUAGAUAUUCCAACCGAUCUAGUUAGUACCUGGUUGAGUAUAUUCCUCAACCUGCUGACUGUUGAAAAAAAUCGAUUGUAAAGAAUUGAAUAAACUGUACUAUCAAAAAAUA